AUGAAGGUAAGUGUGGAGAUAAUAACAGGGACAUUUAUAGAUACGGAGGUGAAUGAGGAUGCAACGGUGAGGGAAUUAAAGGAAAAGAUUGCAACGGAGGUGCAAUUAUCUGUGAGUCGUUUAAUACUAAUGGUUGGACAUGAAGAAGAGAGGAGAAUGGUGAUGGAGGAUGAAGAUGAAAUGAUGUUGAAAGAUUUAGGAGUGAGAGAAGAUUCUCACAUCAAACACACGUUUGUUUGUUAA
Eruca vesicaria subsp. sativa (arugula) is the source of this 243-nucleotide messenger RNA. The record is from the annotation of a GenBank genome assembly. Lineage: Eukaryota; Viridiplantae; Streptophyta; Magnoliopsida; Brassicales; Brassicaceae.